UUGAGCUCUGUCAAGAAAAUAAUUAAAUAUUUAAAAUUGGAGAUUUUUACAAAUUGACUGGACUAUUUCUUUUGGAUAUUGGUGUUUGAAGGUCUGGAGCUGUGGCUUUUGGUGGAGUUGGUUUUUCUUCUCACCUUUUUAACCUGUUGCUGUGCAUUUUCGUUUGGCGCUCUUUUUUUUAUUCAUUUGCAUCUGCCAAGGUAAUCCUGAAAAUGCCGUCGCUAUUGACCUGUAAUGUUUGUAAGGAUCAUAUUGCCAAAUCCAAAUAUAAAAUUGGUUGCAAAGGCUGUGCAAAUUUUUUCCAUUUGGAUUGCGUUGGCAUUUCUGAGGCUGAGGCUAAAAUAAAUAAGCAACUCAGAUACACUUGUGUGUGCUGUGUUCGGGCUGCUGGUGGUAGUGGUGACGCUGGUGUGGUUGAUCGCGGAACAAAAGCGAACACUGCAGUUGAUGCAUCUAGGGUUGGUGCCACAGCUGAUGCUUCUUUGAAUGGUGGUGAUGGGACAGUUGGUGUGGCUGCGUGUGAUUUUGUUGGGAAUUCAGAUGCUCUGCGAGAGCUGCAGGAUAACUUGAUUUUGUCUAUGAAACAACAAAUGGACACGUAUAUGGCUAGAUGUCUGUCUGAAUUCCGUACCAAAACUGAUGCUCUGUUUGAUCUUUAUAAUGCACAAAUAUCUGAGGUAAAGCGUGAUGUGGUUGAGCUUAAAAAGGCUGUAGUUGAGUUGAAGAUGACAGUCUCUGAAGUUAAAAGUACGGCCUUGUUAGCAGAAAAGAAACUUGCUGAUAGGAUUUCUGAGCUUGAGUCUUUUAACAAUGUGCUCCAGCGAAGGCUUAACAGAGCUGAUAUCAUUAUAAGAGGUUUGCCGGAAAAUAUUAAAGACCUCAGGAGCUUUGUUGUUAAAGUUGCUAAUUUGUGUGGGUUGCAACUAUCUCAUGGCGACAUGCAGCAGUGCUGUUACAUAUCUGAACGAAGAGCGGUUUUGGUGAAGUUUAAUUCUAUUCAGACAAGAGAUUCCCUUAUCCGCCGAUUUGUUAAAAGAGGGAAGGUAACCCUAAAAGAAGUUAUGGAGAAUUGUCUAUUGGAGUCCCGUAUCUACUUAAAUGAUCAUCUUGUUAAAUCGGCAUCUAGUCUUGUCUUUGCCUGCAGAGGCCUGCUCAAGAAGAAGAAGAUUAAGAAAUUCAGGUUGUUAAAUAGUGAUGAACCUCAAGUUGAGGUAAUACUUGCUGAUGGAAGUAAAACAAUUUUUGAGCGACAAGAGCUUCUUGAAUUUGCUCGUAGUUGUCCUCUGCAACCGGGUGGUGCUCCGUUGGUUGGUGAUAUGCUGCUGGGAGUGUAGUCAUGUAAUUAUAAGAUGCGAAAUCGAAUUUACAUAAUUUUGCUCCCCAGCCCCUUUAUUUGGUUUGAUGUCACUUGAUGAUAAUCUGGGACCCAUAAUUAAUGACGCUCACUUUUUUAAACCCUUAUUUGAGGGUUUGUCUGGUAAACUAACGUAUGGCCACUUGAACUGCCAAAGUAUUCGCCCAUCGAGAUUCAAUAAUAAAAUUGAUGAGCUUCGAUCCUUGCUGGUUGGUAGUGGUAUCAGCAUUUUUGGUGUCACUGAAUCUUGGCUUAAUUCUGCAGUAUCAUCGAAAUCGUUGGUUGUUCCAGGAUAUAAGCUGGUGCGGAGUGAUCGUGUUGGUCGUGUUGGUGGUGGGGUAUGUCUCUAUAUUGGUAGUGGCAUUCCUUAUAAGGUAGUUUUUCGUUCAAAUAAUUUUGGUGUUUGUGAGUCGGUGUGUGUUGAGUUGAAUAUUGGGGCAUUGGUUUUGCUUGUGGCGGUAGUAUAUCUUCCCCAUGGCGAUGUUCAGUCUUUCUGUGAUGUACAUGAGAGUUUGUUUGAUCGCUUCUCUAAUAUCAUUGUCCUUGGCGAUUUUAACUGUAAUUUAUUUGUGUCUUCGAACUCUGUUUCGAUGAGAGGAUUAUGCAGAUCAUUGGGGCUAACUAUUGUGCAUAACAUGAAACCUACCCAUUAUGAUUUGGCCCAUAACUCUACCUCGUUAAUUGAUUUUUGCCUUACUAGUGAUAAUUUGUCCUUGGGUUUCUCGUCUCAGGGUCGAUGUCCUGGUAUAUCACACCAUGCCUUUGUUUUUGGUUCGCUUAACCUGCCUGUAUUUUCAGAGGAGAGAUUUAUUGAGUAUCGUAACUUUGGCCGAGCGGAUUGUUUGGGCAUUUUAAAUUUCAUAUCCGAUUUUGACUUCAACCCCUUAUAUUCCACUUCUGAUGUGAAUUGUCAACUUUCACUAUUUGAUUUGUUGUUUAACGCGCUAUUGUCUUUCGUUCCUGUUUCUGUUCGUAAGGUCAACCCCAGGAAUGAUGCAUGGUUGGAAUCUGAUGUGGUAAAAUCGGCACGGAUGUUUAGAGAUCUUGCGUACUUUGAGUGGCGCAAGCGACCUAUGGAGGGUAAUAGAAAAAUAUAUUGUAUGUAUAGGAAUCGUUGUAAGGCUGUGAUGAGGAAUGAGAGGCGUAAGUACUAUAAUGAUUUCUUUGGUCGUAUGAAUAAUAAUCAGCUGUGGAAAUCUCUAAAGUCGUUUGGUGUUUUGGGUAGUGAUAAUGAAGCUCCACCAAUUGAUGUCAAUGCUGCUAAUCAUUAUUUUUCCAGUGGGAAUCCUGGUUUUGUGGGUGAGCGUGGUCAGUCUCUUUAUAGUGAGGGUCAUGUGGGAGAUGAUGUUUUUCGGUUUUAUUGCAUAUUUUAUUCUGAUGUUGUAAGGUCAUUAAAUAAAGUUAAGUCGGGAGCUGUGGGGGUUGAUGGCGUGCCAGUAAAGUUUUUUAAACUUAUAUUUCCAUACAUUUCCUGUCAUUUCCUGCAUUUUGUUAACUCGAUUUUUAUGACAUCUACUUUUCCUCGGGCGUGGAAGGUUGCACGAAUUGUUCCUGUGCCGAAAACUGGUGAAUAAUUUGAUUUGCCGAAUCUGCGUCCCAUUAGCAUUCUACCUGCUAUGUCAAAAGUCGUUGAGCAUAUUAUUAAAGAAGCGAUUGUUGACUUCCUUGAUGAUCGUAGGCUAUUGAGUAGUUCUCAGUUUGGUUUUCGGCGACGAUGUAGUACGACCACACACUUAUUAUAUCUUACUGACAUGAUUAGAGAUGUAUUUAAUUCAUCUGAUGUUGGGUUAUUAUUGGGCCUUGACUUGUCAAAGGCUUUUGAUUCGAUAAACCAUUCCCUUUUACUUGACAAGCUGAGGUUUAAGUUUGGUUUUUCAUCUUCUGCGUGUCGUUUAAUGGCUUCAUAUUUGGAAGGUAGGUCUCAGUUUGUUGUUCAUUUGGGUGUUUCGUCUGAAGUUUGUAGUGUCCAAUGUGGAGUCCCGCAAGGUUCUGUACUGGGACCGUUGUUAUUUAUUAUGUUCAUUAAUGACAUUGUGCACUCAGUUGUUGAUGACAGGUGUUGUCUGUUUUUGUAUGCAGAUGAUAUUCAUGUUUUCUUCAGAGAGGCUGAUAUUGCUGGGUUGGAAGGGUUGGUUAAUUCUAUUGUUUUGUCUCUUUCGUCGUGGAUUUCGCUAAAUGGCCUUAUGAUUAAUUGGAAUAAAACUAAAGCUAUGCUGUUCAAUGAUCAUGGUAAUGGUGGUUCUCUUAAUAUUACUGUGGGUUCUGUGUUAGUGAAAUUUGUUGAUGAAAUGAAAUGUCUUGGUGUUAUAAUUGAUCGGAAGUUGGACUUUAAGAGACACAUUGAUUCCUUGCUUUGUCGUAUAAGGUUUCAGCUGCGGAGGCUGUAUUGUCUUAAUGCUUAUUUGCCUUGUCAUGUUAGGAAGAGAGUGGUUGUAUCCUUGCUGCUAUCGCAGGUAAAUUAUUGUCUAGAGGUAGUCUCCGGUACUACUUCUUCUCAAAUGCAACGUAUCCGUAGGGCGGUAAAUUCGAUUGUUCGUUAUGUGUAUGGCUUGCGUCGUGGUGAUCAUGUUUCUUGUUUUGUUAAUGAUCUCCUGGGAUUGCCAUUUAGCAGCUACGUUGAUCUUCGUAUUCUUCAAUUUCAUUAUAGUGUUAUGUGCAAUUUUGACUCGCCUCUUCGUGACAACUUUGUGUUUUGUAGAUCAUCUCGAAAUCCUCAAUUGUUGUGUCCAAGGUUUUCGUCCUCCAUUGGUGAGAGAUCAUUUGUGGUUAGGGCGGUGAGAUUGUGGAAUCAGCUUCCUUUGGCCUUACGUACUUUUGCCCAUACCAAUUAUCUGUUUAGGGUUAAAGUAAUUGAAUACCUUCGCCUAAAUAUGUAGGCUAUGUUUUUGUAAUGGUUGCGUCGGUUUAUUAUGGGUUUUUCUUUUUGCUUUUCUUUUUGUUUGGGCUGGGGAGCCACUAUAUUAUCUUCUUAAUUUUAUUUGUAGGGUAUAAUGUGAGUUACUAUUUAUACUCUGUUUUGUGAGUAAUAAAAUAGUUAUCUCUUAUUUUUAGCUCGUUUCUGCUACACUUUUUCACUGCUCUACUAGACUAUUGUUUAGUUGGUGAUGGUGAAUCGAGGUGUAGGGUUCGAGCUUCUCGUGAAUUAUUAAGAUAAAUUAUUAGGUUUAAUAUGUUAUUUGUUAAGUUUGAAUUAAUCAUUGAAUUUGUAUUAUGUUAGGGUAUUGUAGAUAGAUAAUAUAAGUUAUGGGCCCUGUGGGCUUAUUUAUAUUUCUUUGUAAGGUAAAUAAAUGAAAUGAAAUGAAAAGUGAUAUUAAC
Molecule: messenger RNA, 4669 nt
Organism: Musca domestica (house fly)
Lineage: Eukaryota; Metazoa; Arthropoda; Insecta; Diptera; Muscidae
Exons: 2
Coding region: 1402-2928 (508 amino acids)
Source: RefSeq, a predicted model, not a curated record